Ictidomys tridecemlineatus (thirteen-lined ground squirrel) is the source of this 2404-nucleotide messenger RNA. RefSeq names its product chromosome 3 C3orf52 homolog (gene C3H3orf52). Lineage: Eukaryota; Metazoa; Chordata; Mammalia; Rodentia; Sciuridae. The record is from RefSeq and is a predicted model, not a curated record.
GCCACUCCUAGGGGGAGAAGGCAAACUUUUUUCAUCCAACUGAGUUGCCAGUCCAUCGGUUCCUAAUCAUUGGCUCUAAAACGAGUAUGCACCAACAGGGAAAGGUGCAGCAGACAGCGCCCUGAACAAACCAGAAAAACUGCCCUCCUCUGCUCAGGAGCCCACAGCAGGGCACAGUCCCAGAGCUGCUCUGCCCUGCAGGAGCGAGGAAAGCCUCACGAGGCCCCAGGGCCGCCACUCUCCGGCCUCGCCCCUCCCCUUCCCUCCCCUUCCCUGCCCUCCCGCUGCCUGAGGUCUGGCGGGCGCUCCCCGCCUGCUGGGUGGAGUGUGAACCCGGCAGGCCACCGCGGACUCUGCACCCGCAGGUGUGUCGGUCUGGCCUCCCAGCGGAGCCGCUCAGCUCUUCUCAACCGGCCCAUGGAAGGGGCCAAGCCCUCAUCCUCAGAAGAAGACCUGGAGCUCUCGGUGCUCCAGGAGCCGCGGGACGAGCAGACGCCUCUCAAUGGAGCCCUCCAGGUCCUGGCUGCUUCGGCCGACGACACCAGCCCAGACCAGGCCAAGAAGGAAAGUCCCUGGAGCUCCUGCAAUAAGAAGUUGGUCGGCAAGUGUAAACUGUGGAUGGUCAUCACCUCCAUCUUCCUGGGUCUCAUUUUAGUGAUCAUCAUUGGUUUAUGUCUUAGUGGAGUAACUUAUAUUGAUGAAGAUGAAAAUGAAAUAUUUGAGAUAUCAUCAAACAAAACAUUCUUCAUCAUGCUCAAGAUUCCAGAAGAGUGCAUUACAGAAGAGGAAUUGCCUCACCUGCUCACUAAAAGGCUUGAAGAUGUGUACAGUAAAUCUCCAUCUCUGAGUCGUUAUUUCACAUCAGUUGAAAUAGUGGACUUCAGUGGUGAAAACGCCACAGCAACCUAUCACCUGCAGUUUGGGGUUCCAUGGGAAGAUGACGGCUUUAUGAAGUACAUGAUGAGUGAGGAGCUUGUACUGGGAGUUUUGCUACAGGAUUUCUAUGAUCAGAGUGUACCUCAUUGUGAGAGUCUGGGGCUUGAUCCAGCAUCUCUCUUGCUCUAUGAAUGAAGUGGUUGAGGCUGGUCUGUCAGAAGGUGCUCCUCUUGAGUUUUUGGAGAGAAAAGAACUCAUUCUCUUUUACAGGAAAGAUCCUGUGACAAUGACCAGACUGUCCUUCCUCCUGAUUCUGCACAGAUAGGAAGUCUGACUCCACACCCAGCAAGGCAGCUCCCAAGCGCUGACCCACUUGGGUCAAGUCUUGAGGAAGCAGGAAGUCAGAUGGGUGGGAGGGUUGGGUGGGGGCAGGUCACUUGAUGUGUGGGCGCUGCAGUUCUUGAGGCUCUGGCUCUCUUUACCCAUGUGUGGAUACUUUCUCUUUAGCACAAGGGUGGUGUAGUGCUUUGUUUUAGACAGGUUCCUGUCAGCCUGUGUUGGGGCAGGGAGAAUCGAGUUUCCAGGCAAGGGAGAACUCAACCAAUUGGUCUUUGAAAUCUCCAACUCUUCCCACCUUUACAGAAUAUCUGGGUAUCUUAGCAAACCAGCCUUAAGCACAUCAUCCAGUGUUACUUUUACAUACACAGUCACAGAAAUACGAAAGGGAUUACUAAUUAUUUGACAUCUCCUUCUUCCUGUGACUCCUAAACACCUCUUGUGGAAACAUGAGUCCUUGUGGGUUUUGAACAUGUGACCAUCAUUUUGCAUUGUCACUCCUUUAUAUUUUUAUAAACUUCCAUCAAAUAACCGUCAAGAUUGCUUAACUUCUGCUGUGGAUACCACACAUGUGCUUUGUAUUACCCGUGUUACUGGCCUUCUUGUGGGGGACUUGGUGUUUUGAGGCAUUGAUUGUGUGUCUUUAUCUCCAAUGGCUGUGAAACAGGAAGAACUAAUGUCCCUUUGGCAUAAAUUGUUGAGAGCUUAUGUCUGUCAUUUGAGGGCAGGAGGAAUGUUAGGGACUGUAUCAGUCUUCAAUGGAUAUAGAAUUGCCUGUUGUGAAGGUAUAGAAUAUUUGUUUUGGGAGAAAAAUACCUUUGUACACAUUUUCCAGGAGAAACAGUUGUGUGGUCCUAUAAGGAGAUAUUUUAGCUGCAGUAUCUCAGUGUUUUAGCUGCCACAGGUGGAAGUCUGUGAGGGACUGCUAUGUAUGGGUGCAUGCCAGAGUGACUUGAGCUUGUUAUGAGCCAGGAUUCUGGAUAAUGUGAAUUUGCUUUUUUAUUUAACUAGAAGACACAUGUAUUACAACUCAUUGUUUCAUUAUAAGGAUAGUUCCUUAAAUUAGUGAAUUUUUCUUCUUCCUCUUUAUUUUUUACAUGUCAAACGUGAAUCUUUUAGUGUAUUUGUACUUUUUGGAAUAUAAUGGAGAAUGAUUUAAAAACAUUUACAAUAAAUUAUUUUUGCAUCUGAA